AUGUCCCUCCCACCGCUCAAUCUCACACUGUCAACCUCCUCUCCCUCUUUCCACCCGACCAUAACGCUACAUCUCCAACACCCAUCUUCCUCCUCGAUACCAUCAUCAUGCAACUUACGGGCGGAAUUGUCGCUCAAGCUACCAGACGAGGUGUUUCUAGAUCCAGAUGAGCUGGAGGAUAAAUUUGCUGGAUCGGCUAUAUCUUCUUAUACUCUACGUAGUACAGAAGGGAAGGGGAGAGUCAAGGUGGAUAUUGAACGCCCUUCGUUCGAAUUGGAUCAUGAGGAUAAGGACUCAGUCAUUAUAGAUCUGGAGAUAUCGACGCCUCAAGCUUACGCUACAAUAGUGCAGGGCAGAGAUAUGACGCCGGGAGAACUGAAAGAAGUGAACGUGGAAAUACCUUUACAUGGGAGGUAUCUUGCUCCGACUGAAGAAGGAGAAAGGGCUAUGCUAUUUCCUAAGGAAAUGAGGGGAGAAUGGAAGUGCAAAAUAGAUCCGUUGACGACCGCUCAUCUACCUUUGAUAUCUCAUACCUCGAUCUAUAUAACCUUACCCACUGGUAAACAUUCGCAUCAACCUUAUGUGGAGAUCAUCACUCCGAUAGCGAUUUGGUACGGAUGGGGUUGGUUGGUAUAUAAGAUAUUCAACUUGAGGAGUAGGAUAUCGUACCGAAAGGCAGAUAUGGUGAAGGAUAAGAAGGAUUUAUAA
Messenger RNA from Kwoniella mangroviensis CBS 8507, 708 nucleotides. RefSeq lists its product as uncharacterized. The coding region runs from base 1 to 708 and encodes 235 amino acids. Gene Ontology annotation, biological process: GPI anchor biosynthetic process. Gene Ontology annotation, cellular component: endoplasmic reticulum membrane. The record is from RefSeq and is a predicted model, not a curated record. The transcript is spliced from 2 exons. NCBI's taxonomy places the organism in Eukaryota, Fungi, Basidiomycota, Tremellomycetes, Tremellales, Cryptococcaceae.